AUGAAACCAUCCAAAAUGAUCGGCGGCGAUUAUUCUCUAGAGCUGAACAAUGUAUUCCACAAGGGCCAAGUGGAACCCGCCUCAUGUUUCCAAAGGUUGUUUGGGUCCGUGCAGACUGGACUCAUACUCAAGGAUAUCACAUUGGAAGUACGAGCUGGCGAAGUGAUGGCCAUACUGGGGUCAAAAGGUAGUGGUAAACGAGCACUUUUAGAAGUCAUUGCCAGAAGAAGCAAGGGACUGUCUCGCGGUCAAAUCCUCUUAGACGGGAGGCCUCUUACACAAGCUAUGUUUAACCAGUGUUGUGCAUAUGUUGGUCAUCGAGCUGAUCUUGUCCCAUCAUUGUCUGUACAGCAAACGCUACACUACGCAGCUAACUUAUCUAUCGGCUCACAGGUCAGUGGCUACGUUAAAGACUCCAGGGUCAGACAAGUGUUAGCAGACUUGGCCCUCAGUCAAUUGGCCAGACACAGUGUAGAGGCUUUGACCGAAGGCGAGUACAGACGGCUAGUGAUCGGGACGCAAUUAGUCAAAGAUCCAGUGUUAUUGUUGUUGGAUGAGCCAACAGCUGGAUUGGAUCCGUUGACCACGUACUUAGUCGUGUCUAUGGUCAGCAGCCACGCAAAGCGCAGAGGGCGAGCUGUUAUACUAACUAUGGAAAAACCAAGAUCGGAUGUUUUUCCGUUUCUCGAACGCGUUGCUUACUUGUGUUUGGGUGACUUGGUUUACGCGGGACCGACGAGAAUGAUGUUGGACUAUUUCCGAGCAGUUGGUUUUCCAUGUCCAGAAAUGGAAAAUCCGCUUAUGUACUAUCUGUGUUUGUCAACGGUGGAUCGACGAUCUCGCGAGAGGUUUGUCGAGUCUAAUGCACAAAUCGUGGCGCUAGUGGAGAAGUUUAAAAUGGAAGGGGCCCCCUACAGGAAGUCAUCUGCAAUGUCUGUGCUCCUCGGGUCACCGCCCAGUGACCACCAACCCAACUCACAUCCGUAUCCAUAUUCGGCACAGGGGUCUUCGACCACACAAAUCGGAAUGACGUUGUACCAGCGCCAAUUCGCGUCCACUUUCGGAUGUUCCUGGCAAGCUCUGUUCUACUUGUUAGCACGACUCAUCGCCAUGCCCAUCGCAUUCCUGUUGGUUUGGGUAUUUUUCCACGAUAUCAAGGACUACCAGUCGACGUUCAUGUCCCGCAGUGGUCUGCUGUUGACCUGUAUAACGACAACGUAUUUGACUUCCAUAUUCACUAMAGCGUACACCUACGCUCCUCACAGGACACGAUACUAUCAGGAAAACCAAGAUGGUACUUACAACGGACCACUUUUCCUCAUCAGUUAUUUCACUUUCUCGUUACCACUMGCUUUUCUCACCGUCUCCGGAUCGUCGGCUAUACUGUACCAUCUGAUGAAGUUCAACGACUGGACGGAAUUGAGUCUUUUCGCAGCCGUGUUGUUGAGUUGCUACCUGUUCGCCGAACAGCUGGUCGUCGCCGUGAUGGCCAUAUCCAGGAACCCUUACAACACUAGCGUGUUUUGCAUAUACAUCUUCAGUGUCAUGAUCGUGCUGGGCAGCGGGAUGCUGAGAUCUUACCGGGGCAUGUCGGAAUGGCUGUCGUGGGUGACUUACGCCACGCAGACCAGGUACGUCGGAGCUUAUCUGACGGCUCAGGCUUUCGACGGCCGCCAGCAGUACAACGGGUUGUGGCAAGACGCGUCUCAGAACUGCUCCAAACCCGCGGCCGAGCCGUUUGAGUGCCGGUACCAGGACGGAGCUUCUUACGUCAACGAGCGGUACCCGGCUACGGUGGCCGACCCACAGAUCAACCUAGUCGCCAGCUUCGUGUUCCCGGUGGCCGCGGCCGUGUUCAACAUCCUGUUGUACGUUGCCCCGCUGCCGUCCUACGUCAAAGCCAAGUUCAGGGAGUGAUCGAGGCUCAUAACCCCCCCCUCCAUCCUUCCCCAAACCGCCACCAUUUGAGUCGACUUGGGUCCGGUGAAGCCGUAGAUACAACAUUGUGCCGGAAGGCAGUUCCCUGUCAAAGCAUUUCAAAUGAUGUUUUUUUUCUACUCUCUACUCAGACAGUCCAACAUAAUAUCUUAAUAUAUUUGUACAAUUAUACUGUGGCUUAUACCCAUAGUGCCAAAAUGAAUCAAUUAUGAAGUGCUGGCUGGUCUGGAAUAUAAUAUACGCAGCUAGUGGCUACUAAUGUUGACUACACAUACAUUGAAAAACGACGUUUAUGAGACGAUUCUUAGUGGAGUGGACAAUGUAAUGAAUUCCACGCAGUAUAAGAUGUAGGUAAAAGAUCAAUACACAAUCAUUUGUUUGAAGUUUCUUUCCCAAUUUUUGUACUAAUAUACUAWUAUUAUCAUUUGUGACUUGCACACUUGCAUUAUGUUUAUUAUUGUUAAAUACCAACUUAAAUUAAUACAAUUUUGUAAAUAU
This is a messenger RNA of Diuraphis noxia (Russian wheat aphid), 2436 nucleotides long. RefSeq names its product ATP-binding cassette sub-family G member 5. NCBI's taxonomy places the organism in Eukaryota, Metazoa, Arthropoda, Insecta, Hemiptera, Aphididae. The record is from RefSeq and is a predicted model, not a curated record. Gene Ontology annotation, cellular component: ATP-binding cassette (ABC) transporter complex; plasma membrane. Gene Ontology annotation, biological process: transmembrane transport. Gene Ontology annotation, molecular function: ATP binding; ABC-type transporter activity; ATP hydrolysis activity.